UUGAUGAGAAUAACCGAGAGGUUUUCCUAUGGGAAGUUGGUUGCACUUUUGACUCAAGUUUAGAGGAAGCUUUCCUUACUAAACAGGUUAAAUACCAACCAUUGGUGCAAGCAGGGCCGUGUCUAACGAAUGGGCUGACCGGGCUGUAGCCCCAGGCCUCGCCGCUAGGGGGGCCUCCGGUCGCUGAAGGUCAAAUGACAAAUAUCCAUAAAAAAAAAAAAAAAAAACGAGCGAAAAUGCCGGGCCAAAGGAAACACGAGAGCGGAGCAAAAAAACGAAAAUUAGAUGAAAUAAAAAAGGAAAGAGCGAAAGAAUUAUUACAGAAAACACCCAAAUUAACCAACAUGUGGAGGAGUAAUCAGCCCGCUGUAGCAGCUACCACCAACAAAGAUACAACUGUCAGUGACGGAGAGCAUCCAACCACCGCUAGCCAACUAACCAGCCCAACUAGCCAGUCUGCUAGCAAUAGUGCUACAAUCUGAGGAAACAAGUGAUGGAGAAGAAGCAGUGGGUAAUUUUGAAUUAUCAAGAACAGGCUGAGAACGACAAUGUUGGAGGAGAAACUUAACAAUCUGACUUUAAUGUCAAUUGAGCACGACAUGCUGGCCCAAAUGGACUUUGAGGAACUCAUUAAUGAUUUCGCACGGAAGAAGAGCAGAAGACGGGCCUUCUGAAGUCCCUUGGUGAGUCAUGUUUGCCGCGGCGGCCUCCUCUAUAUGACCCAGCCCCAUUAAUGUGUAAAAUAGUUUUAGCUUGUUUGUGUGCACAUUUCAAACAGUUCACCCCAAAUAUGUUGCAUCGCACAUUCCUGCCUGUCUUCUUGCUUGGGGUUUGUUGUGCGUAACCGGACAUGUACCAGGGCGUUACUCCCGGAGUAAAUUAACCAUUCAAUGCCCAAACCGUUUGAGCCAUAGCCGGGGCCUUCAUUGACCUUUGUUUAAUAGCCUACAAUAGGCCCUACAUUGUUUUAUAGUUUUUGAUGAGUUUACAAAAACAGGAUGCAUUUCUAUAAAUUAAGUAACUUUCAAAAAACAGUUCAUUUAUGUUGGCUGGGCCUAACUUGCUGUACUUGAUAGCAAAUGCAUUGUAGGGCCUAUUACUUUUUCUGUAAUGAUUUGCCAGUCACCAAAUCACCAAUUUCAUACUUUCUUUUUUCCUACAUUUUCAAGUAGGCCAAUUCAGAUACAUUUUGUUUCCCCAUCCUCAUUCUGUCAGCUUUGUCAACACUACUGCAAUUAUAAUAAAGCUACCCUUGAAUUGAAAUGAAUUUAAUUGAAUUGAAAUCAUAUUACCAGUUCACUUUAAAUAGUCUGUCAUAGAUUGGUAGGCCUACUGUGUACGCUGAUGUGUCAGUGGGUUUGUGUGAGGUCAUGCGUCAGAACAUCAUGAUAUGAAGGGCCUCACCCGGGUAAUUAGCCCCGGGCCUCAGAAAGUGUUAAUCCGGCCCUGGGUGCAAGCUAUCAUACAUUUAGGCUAUAAAUGCCAGCUUAUCGUUUUUAUUUUCGGCAGCCUAGGUCAUGUCCACAGGCUGGUGGUCAGAGGCUUGAGAAUUAUGAGGUUGUCCAAAUGUAAAGCCAAGCAGCUUGCAACAUAUUGCUCAAUCUCCUCCAUUAUAGGCAGCCGAGCUAUUUGGAGGAGGUGUUUUCUGUACCCAUAGAUUUUCUGUCUGUUAACAGACUGUGUGCAGAAUAAGGUCAUGUGUAUGUAUUGUCUAUUAUGUGCAUGUUUGACUCAAGUACUGCAACAUGUUUCGAGGAUGUAGGGCAUCAAAAGCAUCUGAAAAUAUUUGUGCCCUUGCAAUGUAUUUUAUAAAUGCGGACACAAAUAAAGACAUUUGAAAUGUGUGAGCGAAUUAGUGGAAGUGCAGAGGUUAAGGACCUGUUCAGCAAAACUGUUGUGGGUUCAAUGCCCUAUAUCAUUACCCUUGUUAUAUAAUUGACCUAAUAAAUGACUUUGGAUGAAGGCGUCCACUAAAUGAAUAAAUGUAAAUGUCUGAGAGAUGGACAGAAUAACACUAAGCAAUCUAUGACAGCCAUUUGCUAAACUACAUAUUUCUGUUACAUAGGUGCAGCAAUGCGAAACAAGGUCCCCAUGCAGCUUAUAAUGCGUACAAGGAAUUUGUGCGUAAGGACACAACUGCACUCUUCCUGGCUGCUGCAAUGGAACACUUUGGGUUGCAGGAUGUCACAGAAAUUCCAGAUGGGUUUGUCCCAGUGGAUGUCAGCGAGGGAUUGCCACAACUGAGGAGAGACUGGCUGCAUGAGAAGGUGGGACAGGUUGUGGACACCUUCGUAAUGAUGACGGGCAUUACAGAAGCUGCGAGCCAGAGGCAGGCUUCGACACAGCCGCAGCAGUUUCAGUGUCGUGCGGACGGGUGUGGCAAUAUGUACAUAUACAGCAAGGCAAGGGUAACCCAUGAGUACAAGAUACACAAUCUUGUUGCUCCAUUGGACCCUACUCCACAACAUACAAGUCCAGCAAACGAAGACCAUAAAAAAAAACACACUGAAGCUAGACUUGGCUUUGGAUUCUUCCUGCUUAACAUGCAGGACGGUGUAAGAGAAGGUGAUGGUGAUAGGAUAAUGAGACUGUAUAAAGUUGCCCUGCUUUUUUAUAAAGCAUAUGGACACAGCCAUUACGCCUACAGCACCUUUCUUCUUACACUGCAGGUAAAUCUCACUCUGUCCCCACGCAUGGCACACAGUGUCAUAUGGAACCGGUUUUGGAAUGGUCGAGGGGGAAAGGGGAAAAAUAUUCCUCUCGACCUCCAUCUGGAGCACCUUAACAAUUUUCUGAAAUCCUUCAUGAGAGGCUUGGGAUCAAACCUGUCUGAACGGUCAGCAGCCAGGAUCAGUCAGUCCAUUGGCACCCUCAAGGAGCUAAUGGACAAAACGGACUCGGAACUGGAGCGGACAAGGCCGACUGGCAUGCAUCAUGUAGCCCGAGAACAGGAGGACAUUUUAACCCUGGUCGAAGUUUUCAGAGAGACUCACCUUUUUCAACAUCACCCAGGCAGACAGUUUACAGCUUUCCCAAAUUUCCAAAAAAACCUAUUGGGAAAGCUAAAUUACCUGGAAUUAUGGAAUUGGAUGAAGUCCAAACUGAUGGAGUGGAGGAAUGUACCCAUUUGAUUAGUGAUGUAUGUAAAAUUUGUAAAUAAUUGUUUUUUUAAAUCUUUUUUAAUAUAAGUGUCUUAUUGUCAACUUUCUUGAAACCAUUAUUUUUGUGCGUGUUUUCUUAUUGGUUAUAUGUUCAAAGUGUAUGUUCAAACAUUAGCAAUGAUGGAGAUAUUAUUAUGUGGAGGUAUUCAAAAUCUUUAUUGACAUCUGUCUUAUUGUUUCUUUUUAAAAUGCAAAAAGUGUUAGGAUCACAAUUAAAGACGUUGCCGCCGAAGGCGGCGAUGUCGGGUGCACGGGCCAUCAUCAAACGACCCUGCGGGAUCCCCUCCCCACUCCCACAUUCAAGCCAACAGGGUGCAAGGUGCCGAGUCUGUAUAUCCAGAUCCUCUCGGCCCUGCGCCGCCUGGCAAGUGACCAGCCAGGAUUUGAUUGGAGCACAGUGGCCGACAGGGCAGCCCACCCAUGGAGCACAAAGUGUUCUACCAGAGGGAGGUGAGUUUCUUUGCCGCGCCGGACAUUGUAUCUGUGCUGCGUGAAGUGCGUCAAGAGGGUGUUACCGGUCUCACCCACGUACUGCACACCGCAGGUGAGGCAGCGGAUAAGGUACACGCAGUUGGACGUGGCGGGGCCGGAGUGCCUCUGGGUGGCGAACACGGCGCCGGUGUGUGGGUUCCGAGCCCAGGGGCGGUAGAGGUAAAACUCUGAGCGUCUGUUGGACCCGCGCUCGGUCCGAGGUGGCAUUUUGGCCCUAACGAGCAGGUCCCUGAGAUUGCGGUUUUUUCUGUACGCCGCGAUGAUCCCGUGUCUGGGCAACAACGCGGUGACAUCUUGGAACCACUUAAAAUGUCUCUGUGA
Gadus chalcogrammus (walleye pollock) is the source of this 3974-nucleotide messenger RNA. RefSeq lists its product as uncharacterized. The transcript is spliced from 2 exons. NCBI's taxonomy places the organism in Eukaryota, Metazoa, Chordata, Actinopteri, Gadiformes, Gadidae. The coding region runs from base 2160 to 3131 and encodes 323 amino acids. The record is from RefSeq and is a predicted model, not a curated record.